Molecule: messenger RNA, 690 nt
Organism: Brassica oleracea var. oleracea
Lineage: Eukaryota; Viridiplantae; Streptophyta; Magnoliopsida; Brassicales; Brassicaceae
Product: F-box/kelch-repeat protein At3g13680-like
Exons: 2
Molecular function (GO): protein binding
Source: RefSeq, a predicted model, not a curated record
GCUGAAACUUAUAUGUUGGACGAUAGCCGUUUGUUGAAAUGUGGAGAAGUGACAACAAUGUCUGAUCUUCCAGAUGAUUUGGCAGAAGAGAUAUUGUCUAGGGUUCCGUUGACAUCCCUAAGUGCAGUGCGUUCCACUUGCAGAAAGUGGAAUGAUUUAUCCAAAAACCAGGUUUUUGGUAAGUCAGCAUCAACAGGAAGGAAGCAGUUUCUAGGGUUCAUGCUGAAAGAUUAUAAGGUUUGUUCGAUGAAGUUUGAUCUCCAAGGAAUUGGAAACGAAGGAGACUUCGUUGAUCCAUCUAUAACGGAAGUCAGUAUACUUGACCAAGUAGAAAUCACUCAGGUCUUUCACUGUGGAGGUUUAUUGCUAUGUGUCACCAAGGACAGGUCAAGACUUUUGGUGUGGAAUCCUUAUUUGGGGCAAACAAGGUGGAUCCAACCAAGAAACACUUUCCGAAGUGAAGACAGAUAUGCUGUUGGAUAUGACAAGAACCGUAACUACAAAAUCUUGAGGGUUUUUGGCAAGUAUGACACCAAAGGUGAAUUUGGAAGCGUCGACAAAUACCUGAUUUUUGGGUACGAAAUAUACGAUUUGAGCUCUAGUUCGUGGAAGGUUUUUAACGUCAGUCCCGACUGGAAUAUAGAUAGUUAUCAACGCGGUGUGUCUUUGAAGGGUCAUACUUAUUUUUUG